Molecule: messenger RNA, 399 nt
Organism: Ipomoea nil (Japanese morning glory)
Lineage: Eukaryota; Viridiplantae; Streptophyta; Magnoliopsida; Solanales; Convolvulaceae
Exons: 1
Coding region: 1-399 (132 amino acids)
Molecular function (GO): nucleic acid binding; RNA-DNA hybrid ribonuclease activity
Source: RefSeq, a predicted model, not a curated record
AUGGGAGGGUUCUUAGGGAAGUCUUGUUAUGCUGAUGCUACUAUCAUUGAAGCGGAAGAAAUCUCUAAAGGACUUUCGUGGGCAUGGGAGGCUGGAAUUAGAGACGUGGAAAUUCAAUCAGAUGCUGAGAAGGUCAUCAACUGGAUUCUGGGAGAUUCUGUGUUGAGGGGUCCUAUAUGUGAGCAUAUAGAGAAUAUCAGAAAUCGGCUCAAGGAUAUCUGGAAGAUUUCUUUCCGAAAUAUAGUUCGAGAACAAAACGAGUGUGCUGAUGCCCUAGCAAACUUGGGAGCGAAUAUGAACGUGGACUGGCGUGCUCUUGCACAUUGUCCCCCGGGCCUGGAGGAGACUCUCUACAACGAUCGGUUGCGGACAAAUUGGUCCCAUAGUGAUAGGACCUAG